Gastrolobium bilobum is the source of this 879-nucleotide messenger RNA. RefSeq lists its product as uncharacterized. The coding region runs from base 1 to 879 and encodes 292 amino acids. Lineage: Eukaryota; Viridiplantae; Streptophyta; Magnoliopsida; Fabales; Fabaceae. The record is from RefSeq and is a predicted model, not a curated record. The transcript has 2 exons.
AUGGCAAGUCCUGGCAUCUGGAGUCCUGGUAGAUGGAGUCCUGAAGUGGAAAAGGUUUUUAUCAAAGUUCUAGCUGAUCAUGUUAAUAAAGGAGGGAUUCAUGAUAACUUUGUAUGGAAACUGAUUUUGGAUGAAUUAAAUAUGAAAACUAGACGAAGUUUCUCACUGAUACAAAUCAAGCUAAAGUUUCAUUGGUUAAGGAUCAAGUAUCAUGCUUUUUCUGAACUCCUCCUUACCACUGGCUUUAGUUGGAAUGUGGAAACUAACACUCUAACUGCUGAGGAUUCUGUAUGGCAAAGUUACAUACAGAAACACCCUGAAGCUGCACCCUUUCGUAAAUGGGGCUUCGAGCAUUUUAAACUAAUGGCUAAUGUCUUUAAUACAAGCACAACAACUGGUUUGCUGCAUCAUGCCUCUACCAUAGAUCUUCCAAACUCAGAUGAAGAGCAGCUUGAUAAUGAAUGUGUCAAUGAUAGAGUGCAUGUAGAUGUUGAGGAUGAAGCUGUAACUACACAUGCUGUUGAGCAUACUACUUGUGGUGGGAAGAGAACCACUACUAUGGCGGAAUGCAAACCAGAAAAAGUGUUCAAGUCUACCCCAAUGGGUGAUGCUUUGCAAGCACAAGCAGAUGCGUCUAAAGCAAGAUUGGAGGCUUCACUUGCAAAUGAAGGAUAUAAGUCCAAGAGUGUUGAGGCAACUAGUUCUGUUACGUCAGUUGAUUGUUCUGUUGACUAUUGUGUUGACGCAUUAAAUGAAAUGGAAAAUGUUAGUGAUGAUGCAUAUAUAAAAGCCUUAGAGAAAUUUACUAGCCAUGAGUGGAGAAGGAUGUUUCUGAAAAUGCCUAUAGAGAGGAAAAAAGCAUGGGUAGAAAGGCUCUAA